Molecule: messenger RNA, 4400 nt
Organism: Ananas comosus (pineapple)
Lineage: Eukaryota; Viridiplantae; Streptophyta; Magnoliopsida; Poales; Bromeliaceae
Product: putative disease resistance protein RGA3
Exons: 6
Coding region: 595-4080 (1161 amino acids)
Biological process (GO): defense response to other organism
Molecular function (GO): ADP binding
Source: RefSeq, a predicted model, not a curated record
UUUUGUUUUUAAUUUCCUAAAAAGCAGCUUUUCACCUUAAUUUCUUUUCUUGGGGGAUCAAAUUAAUAAAACAGGCCAUACUCUAUUUAUUGCUUUGCCAUGCAAAAGUCUCCACGAUUCCAUUCUCAAGUUUCUCCGAAACUCAUUCCUCCUCAAUCCUUUCUUCUUUGCAAGCUGAACCUCUCUUCUCUCAUUCUCCAAUUUCUGCACUCCAGGAUCGAGUUUCAUCAAUUUGCCUGAGUAGCGGUGAAGUCGAUCAUGGCUCUAACCUUCAUAGCCGAAUCUGCGGCGCCGGCGAUCAUCGAGAAUCUUGUUAGCACAUGCUCAUCCUACCUCGUGGCGUGCCCGGCGCCCUGAGGUGUACCUGUUAUGCUUAAAGUCGGCAUAUUUUGAUUUACGGGGUGGGGAGCUUGAUCAAUUGCCCGAGUAGUGACAAUAAUUUCUCCCUCGGAGAGAGUGUGAAGUGGAGUGGGGCCGGGCAGAUUCCCUCUGUCUGGCAGUAAUUGAGUUUAAUUGGUUGGCUGUGACAGAAGGCAGACAAAUUUGACCGGACCGAGUUUUCCAUCAAUUGCCUGAGUAGUGGUGAAGCCAAUCAUGGCUCUAACUUUCAUAGCCGGAGUGGUGGCAACGGCGAUCAUCGAGAAGCUCGUUGAUACAUGCUUUUCCUACAUCAAAGCUUACCCGGGGCUACGAGGCGUGCGGGACGAGCUGGAAAGGCUGCAGCUGGCCCUUCCGCAGAUCCAGACAGUCUUGACUGCCGUAGAGGAGGCGGCGUCUAUUGCAGAGCAGAACGAGGCGCUGGAUGCUUGGUUGUGGCAGCUCAGAGAUGCUGUGGAGAACGCGGAGGACGUGCUCGACGAGCUGGAGUACUACGAGCUGAAGAAGACUAUAAAAGAUCGAGAUGACAAGGUGCGUGGCAUUCUCUAUAAAUGCAAGAAAAAGUUUGACCGUUUUGUUGAUCGUAAAUUUAGCAAUGACACACUGAAGCGGUUGAGGGAGGCCGUUAAGGGGUUAGAUAUGGUUGUUGCCGGCAUGGGGCCACUAGUUCAACUUGUUACUGGGUUAUACGGUCCUAGUGUUAAGUGUCAAAAGCUCGAGGAAAUCAAGAAUGCUCGCGAGACUAGCUCCUUGGUAAUCAAAAGUGAGGUGCUCGGACGAGACAAGGAGACGGGCCUGAUAGUCGAAUGGCUGAUCAACCCGGGAGAUGCUGAUGUUGAUGUCUCCGCUUUUACAAUUGUUGGUAUGGGUGGGCUUGGGAAGACUACCCUUGCUCAACUAAUCUAUCAAGACGAAAGGGUGCGAGAGUACUUCGACCCCAUUAUGUGGGUUUGCAUUUCUCAGGAUUUCGAUGUAACUGUGAUAACAAGAAAGAUUGUAGAAUGUGUAAGUAGUGGGAGUUUUGGCGACAAGAGUCUACAUGCGCUCCAUGAGAAUCUUAAACACAAACUAACGUCGAAGAGGUUUUUACUCAUACUGGAUGAUGUUUGGAACGAUGAUAAAAUGACGGAGUGGGAGAAAUUGGUUGCUCCUUUGAAAUUCGAACAGAGAGGAAGCAAGAUCCUGUUGACAACUCGAAUGGGUUCAGUUGCGGAUAUGGCGGCAAAAGUGCUGAAAUGCAAGCGAGAGUCAUUAAAUCUAAAUGAGUUGGAGGAGAACGACUAUAUGUUGCUUUUCAAUAAGCAUGCAUUCCUCGGUGUGAACCCUGAUGACUAUAAAAACUUGCAACCGAUUGGUGAACGUAUAGCGAAGAAACUUGGAGGAUGCCCACUGGCAAUAAAGGUCAUGGGAGGAUUGCUGAACUCCUGCAUGGACUAUAAAUAUUGGAAGAAAAUCUUGGAAGAAGACAUCAUGAAAUUACAACAUGGAAAUGACAGCAUUAUGACAAUUUUGAGAUUAAGCUACGAUCACUUACCCACAAACUUACAACUCUGCUUUAGAUAUUGUAGUUUAUUUCCACAGGAUCAUAUGUUUAAGAGGAAAAAGUUGGUCAAUAUGUGGAUUGGUUCAGAUCUGAUUCCGCAAUCUAUUUGUGGCAGGCAAAGGCCAGAGGAUAUCGGAAAUGAGUAUUUAAAUCUUCUGGCAAAAAAAUCAUUCUUUACUUGCAAAACCAGUGCUAAUGGGUUGAAAAUUACUAAAGAGUAUUUUAUGCACGAUCUGCUGCAUGACCUAGCACAAUCAGUUUCUCUAGGAGAAUGCAUCAGAGUAGGAGGUGACGUUGCAAGAAUUACUAUUCCACGGACAGUUCGACAUUUAUCUGUUGAAAUGGUCAAUUUUCUUUCCAUCAGAGAGAUCUCCAAUCUUAAGAACGUGCGCACUCUUGUCAUUUCUGUGAGAGAGGACAAUACCCAUAAUGCAGAUCAUGCACUUGAAUUUAUUGAGGUUAUAAAAGGGUUUAAAAAGUUACGCUUAUUGAUCUUAGAUGUGAUGUUUGACCCUUAUAAACUGCCCGAUGCACUUAGUAGCUUGAUACACCUCCGCUACCUAUCUCUUUCACUAUGGAAAGUUAUGAAUGAAAGUAUUGAAUAUGAUGGCUUGACCAACUUGGUCAAUUUGCGUUCAUUAGAUGUUUUCGAUGAUGUGAUACAAAAAAUUCCUUAUAUUAGCAAAUUACCCUUCAUCCACGAAUUACAAAAUUUUGUUGUCCGAGAGGAGAGUGGUUACAAAAUUGGUGAACUAGAGAACCUCAGGGACCUUCGUCACCUGUGUAUUAGGGAACUUGAAAAUGUGAGGACUUCUCAAGAAGCCAUUGAGGCCAAGUUGAAUCAGAAAAAAUAUCUCAAAUCAUUGUCAUUGCAAUGGUCCGCAGGCCGCUUCAAUAGUGCAGAGGCAGAUGAACAGCUCCUCGAUAACCUCUGCCCUCAUAUCAAUCUCAAGAAAAUGUGCAUCGAACAAUACCAAGGUGCUAAAUCUCCAAGUUGGAUGACAAAUCUGUCUCUUGUCAAUUUGACAUCCAUCAAACUGAUUGAUUGUAAAGGAUGGAAGCACCUUCCACCUCUUGGGCAGUUUACUUCGCUGCAAUCUCUACACUUGAGGGGACUGCAUGCAAUAAAGCAAAUAGAUUGUUCAUUCAUCAGAAGCAGCAGUGCAUGUGACUUUCAAUCGUUGAAGUUCUUACAGUUACGAGACAUGCCUAACUUGGACGAGUGGAUUGGAGUAGAUGAUGGGUGCAUGUUUCCUCAACUUCUUUCUAUGAAUAUUAUUGACUGCCCUAAUUUGAGGGAAAUUCCUACUCUGCCGUAUAGUCUAAGUCGAUUGCAAAUUUCAAAUGUCGGAUUGACUGCUCUUCCAACAAUAAAUCAGAAUUACACGGAAAACAAUCGGCAAGAACAGGAUCUUGAAUAUGUUCCAACAUGUGGCGAUCUUGACGUGCCAUUGCUGUGGUCAGCAGAUUUAACCUCUCUUACUGAGUUGAAAUUAUUCGAUUGUGCAAGGAUAGCAUCCCUUCCCCCAGCACAAGUGUGUGCACGAUGGACGAUGCUUUCCCGUCUAAUGAUAAAGAACUGCGAAGGACUGUCAUCAUUUGGCGGAAUACAAGCUCUUGUAUCCCUCAGUUAUUUAGAAAUCAAAGGGUGUGACAAGCUAAUUGAAGUUGCCCUGCUGCUGCAGCCUCCGUUCCCAAACGAUGUCCGCCAAAACAAGAAUGCAGCAAUGGACUGCUUUUUGAAGAAUGGCGAACUAUCAAUUGACCACCCCGCCCUCCUGCUCGUGGAGCCAUUGAGAAGUCUCUCCUCCAUCAACGUGUUGACUAUCUCUGAUGCUUCACAACUCACCAGCUUACCUGAGGAAUGGCUACUGCAAAAUCACGUUGCCCUCAAAACUUUACGCAUAUCGAAUGCAAUCUCCCUCCAGUCCCUACCCCAGAGCAUGACAAAACUGUGCUCCCUAGAGCAUUUGUAUGUAUAUAUUGCUAAGCUCAUCCGGUCACUUCCAGAUCUGCCUACUUCACUGUGUACUCUACUCAUCUAUGGGUGUCACCCCGUGUUGAAGGAGCGAUGCCAAGAGAAUAUAGGCCUUGAUUGGCCCAAGAUUGCCAACAUCCCUGAUGUGUGGAUUGAACAGGCAGUUGCAGAGCAACGAUGAUGCAUAUUGAUUGAUUAAUUACCUUCUUUUCCCGAAUAAUGCAACAGCAGUCAGGUUCGACUUUAAUUAGCAUCCUCCAUUAGGAAUUUUUUAUAUUUUUAAUUUUUACCCUUAUACUUUAUGGUUUGGAUACAUAAUAAUGGAAUUAAUAUAGCGCCAAUUAAUUGCGCCCUGUGAUUAAUACAUGAUGUUACGCUCGCUGGACGGAUUGGUCUUGUAAAACAAGCAAUGUAAUGAAUAAUAUAACACUAGUGAAGAGGCUCGCGCUUUGCAGCGGAUAAAAACCGUAGUAGUAAUUAAUAAUAAUAAAAUAUUAAAUA